Molecule: messenger RNA, 1210 nt
Organism: Suillus bovinus
Lineage: Eukaryota; Fungi; Basidiomycota; Agaricomycetes; Boletales; Suillaceae
Exons: 6
Coding region: 133-993 (286 amino acids)
Source: RefSeq, a predicted model, not a curated record
CACGCCCAUCCAACGCGUUUCUGACGCGUGUUUGCUCAGCUUAUUGGUGAACCUACAUAAAGUCAGCAGAUCUGACGCCUCAUUGUAAGCCCUUUCUUCCAGUUCUUUUUCCUUUACACCAGAAACUCAAACAUGGCAUCGUUUUUUCGUCGUCCUCCCAAUAAUUCAUGGUCUGACCACAUACUUUUGAAAAUGGCCAACAUUGUUGGAGCGCUCUUUGUCAUGGGAGCAAAUGGCUACACAGUCAUUUCUCCUUUGGACGUCUAUUACACAGGGAAAGAGACGUACUUUACUCCUGCUCCCUGGGCAUACUUCCUUUGGCCUGUCAUUCACCUGCUAGUCCUCGGAACAUGCACCUACCAGUUCUCCGGACGGGGUAAGGAGCUCAUUAUCGACACCAUCGGCUGGCAUCUCCCGCUUCUCGAUUUUCUGAAUGCUAUGUACAUCUAUUCCUGGACGAACCAGGAGUACAAAUAUUCUUUGGUUUUCAUCAUCUUCACUUGUUCAGUCGUAUCGAAAAUUUACCGAGAUGUGAAACUGAGCGCUGUACGCAAUAUCUGCGACGAACUCUUCCUGCAUCUUCCGUUCUCCCUCUAUCACGGCUGGACGACGUGCUUGAUCUUCACCACCGCCUUUGCGGCUUUUGGUGUGGAUGCCGAAAUCGAGCCAGAGAGGUUCUGGACCAAAGUAUUCGUCUUCCUCAGCUUGUUCACGCUCCAGGCCAUUGCAUCCGCCUAUGCGCUCGCGUCCGCAGAGGGCGAGCUUCCUGCUUGUCUUGCUGUCUCCUGGUUCAUAUGGGCUAUCUUUGUACACCAAACGGAAAGGUCGCCGUUUGUGCACUGGUGUGCGCUUGGGGCUGCUAUCCUGUCGUUGUGCUGGCUCAUGCGGAGUGCAAUCGGUUUGGAGUUUAAGAUUAGGACCAGAAACGCCAACAAUGGUAGGUUUUUCGGUGGUAAUGACAACGAGGGCUCUCGACUUUUGGGAGGACAUUAAGUGGAGGCAACAUCAUUGCAAGUGGAAUGAGGUGUUAGGGCGUUGCGCAAGUUGGUGCCCUGUGACGAGGAGCACGUGUAGUUUUUUUCUCUUUCAACCCUAUAUUUGUACACCAUAUGAACUCAACUUGAUACAUGUUCGUGACUUUAAUAGCCCAUAGUCCUUGUCAGCAUUUCAUCGAUGUUAAUUUAUCGUGUUCCGUGCGCCUAUUCCAAGA